Molecule: messenger RNA, 1442 nt
Organism: Bicyclus anynana (squinting bush brown)
Lineage: Eukaryota; Metazoa; Arthropoda; Insecta; Lepidoptera; Nymphalidae
Product: WD repeat-containing protein 18
Exons: 1
Coding region: 96-1418 (440 amino acids)
Biological process (GO): rRNA processing; DNA-templated DNA replication
Cellular component (GO): nuclear pre-replicative complex
Molecular function (GO): protein binding
Source: RefSeq, a predicted model, not a curated record
CGAAUGGUAUGUCAAAAUAAAAAUUUAUUAUUAUUUUUGACCGCACCGCAUGGUAUUUAGAGUUUGGGUAUUGUUGUAUAUUAAUUAUUUUAGCAAUGUCCAAUUUGCUCGAAGUUUUAGUUACGUGCGAUGCAAACAACACAUUAUGGACGAGCUGUGUUUGGGAUCCUCACAAUGGUACAAACUUGAUGACAUAUAAAGGCGGUGGAACUGCAGAAAACCGGACCGCCUGUUUUAUAGGCAGCGAUUAUUUCGCUGCAGUUGAGAGAACGAAGCCAAUACUGCAUAUAUGGCCACUAAAUUCCCAGCAGACCGUGCAAGGGAUGCGAUUUAUACUGCCCGGGAAGGCAAGCGCGUUUGCAGUCACACCGGACGGUUCCUAUUGCAUAGCAGGAAUUGAUGAGAAAAUUUAUCUAUGGCAGAUCGCGUCCGGCAAUUUACUCACCAUAAUAAAUCGCCAUUACCAGAAAGUUAACCACUUGAAGUUUACAAGCGAUGGAAGUUUCUUUGUGUCCACAGCAGAGGAUGGUAUGGUUAUGGUAUGGUCUCUGGUCACAGUAGCAGCUAACCCAGAAGUAGGACUCAUAUCCCAGACAACAGCAGGUCAACAUGACCCUGUUUACAUAUUCUCUGACCAUUUCCUACCUGUAACAGACAUGUGUAUAAGUAAGAAUGGAAUGCACGGACGUUUAUUCACUGUAUCCAGCGACAGAACUUGUAAAAUUUAUGAUUUGACCUCUGGAGAAGUGCUAUUAAAUCUAGUCUUUGACGAACCCUUAUCAGCGAUUUGUCUAGAUAUUUUGGAAUUAAAUGUUUUUGUGGGUUCUGUUGAAGGGAAAAUUUUUCAAUUCAGUCUAACCAAUGCACCUAGAAGCAGGGAUAUGCUUAUGAAUAAUGAUAAUAAUAGUGUUGUACUCUCUGCUCAUACCAAAGCAGUUACAUGCUUAUCUGCUUCCCUGAAUGGGGAGUUGCUUGUAUCAGGUGGCAAUGAUGAUCAAGUCAUAUUAUGGCAUAUAAGAAGCAGACAACCAAUUAGAAUAAUAAGGCAUAAAGGGUCUAUUACGAAUGCCUUUUUCUCACUAAACUAUAAAGCUAUUUACCAACAAGAUUUCACUCCUAAUAUCAUAUUACAUAGCCUAGAAAGAACUCUGGAAAAUAAUAGUGAUGAUGUAGUGGAAAUAGAUGUACUUGUCAAUAAGAAAAACAACUUUUGGAGCCAAUAUGAGAACAAUGAUGCUAAUGUUGCUAUAAGCGAAGACUCAGAUACUACCAAAGCUCUUCAAGAUGAAAUAGAAAAGAUGAAACAAAUUAAUGCCAAUUUGUACACAAUAGCAAUCCAAAAGGCAUUGGAAACAGUACCAAUAAGUAAUAAAGCCAAUGAAUCUAAUCGUAAAAAGAAAAAACAUAAGAAGCAAUAAAUUCCUUUCAUUAAUACAAUAAAA